Nezara viridula (southern green stink bug) is the source of this 457-nucleotide messenger RNA. Lineage: Eukaryota; Metazoa; Arthropoda; Insecta; Hemiptera; Pentatomidae. The record is from the annotation of a GenBank genome assembly.
ACUAAAUUGGUGGGAGAGGGGAAUUGAAGUAGAUAUACUCAGCCCUGGUUGCGGCAUAUUCAGUCUGUCUCAGCGUCCAGGCACAUCACUUAUAUCAUGUCUCUCGAACAGAAGUUCCAGCAAGCCGCCGAGAAGGUGAAGAGCGGCCUGUCCAAGAGGCCGUCAGACAACGAGCUGUUAGACCUCUACGGCCUCUUCAAGCAAGCUACAGUCGGUGACGUCAACACAGCUAAACCAGGAGCACUCGACUUAAAGGGUAAGUACAAGUGGGAAUCCUGGGAAAAGAGGAAAGGAAUGACUAAGGAAGAGGCGAUGGAGAAAUACAUUAGCAUGGUCGAGGAGCUGGUGGCCAAAUAUGCCUGAACUGAAUUUUUAAGACUUUUAAAGUAAAUUUGUUAUUUAAAUUACCUAUCGCUGGUUUUAUAUGUAUAUUUUAAUAAAUAUAUAAUUGUUUAUC